AUGAAAACUCACAUGAACAAUUCCCAUUUUUCAGUUGCGCUGAGCAAUCAGGCACUCCCCGUGCUAAACGCCUCCAUCGCAGCGGACGCCACUGUAACAGGAUCCUUGGAAACCGCUCUCAAAAAUGCGCCGAUUUCCUAUGCGAUGUUUGGAGUGGGCGCUUCGCGACUGCUGCCCUGGCUCCUGCUGCUGGCAGCCUGGCGGGCGGGCAGCGCCCAGCUGCGCUACUCGGUCCCCGAGGAGGCCCAGCACGGCACGUUCGUGGGCCGCCUGGCGCAGGACCUGGGGCUGCCGCUGGCCGAGCUGGUGCCGCGCCUGUUCCGGGUGGCGUCCCGUGCUGGCGGGGACCUGCUGGAGGUGAACGUGCAGAACGGCAUCCUGUUCGUGAACGCGCGGAUGGACCGCGAAGCGCUGUGCGGGCGGAGCGCGGAGUGCAGCGUGCACCUGGAGGUGGUGGUGGAGCGGCCGCUGCAGGUGUUCCACGUGGAGGUGGAGGUGAGGGACGUCAACGACAACCCGCCCGUGUUCUCCCGACAAGAACAAAGGCUGCAGAUUUCCGAAUCUAAACCCCCAGACUCGCGUUUUCCGCUGGAGGGAGCUACUGACGCGGACAUAGGGGAGAACGCUCUAUUAACCUACAGACUAAGUCAAAACGAAUAUUUUUCCUUAGCUUCUCCAACAAAUAGUAAACAGACUAAAAGACUCUCUUUGAUACUGAAGAAGCCUCUGGACAGAGAGAAAACGCCAGAAUUCAGUUUACUGCUGACGGCUACCGACGGGGGCCAGCCGGCGCUCAGCGGCACCGUUCACCUGCUGGUGUGCGUCCUGGAUGUUAACGACAACGAUCCGGAGUUCGAUCAGCCAGAAUUCAAGGUGAGGCUGACAGAAAACAGUGCCCGAGGGACUCUUGUGAUGCAGCUGAACGCCACGGACCGAGAUGAAGGAGUCAACGGGGAGGUGACAUACUCCUUGGUGUCGAUUAAGCCCCGCGAGAGACUCUUGUUCUCCCUGGAUGAGAGCAGCGGAGAAGUGAGGGUGAAUGGAACUUUAGAUUACGAAGAAAGCAAAUUUUAUGAAAUUGAGAUCCAGGCUACAGAUAAGGGGAUUCCACCCAUGGCUGGUCACUGUACAAUCCUGGUGGAAAUCUUAGAUGAAAACGAUAAUCCACCCGAAGUGGUGGUCACUUCUCUGUCACUGCCCAUACGCGAGGACGCUCCGGUGGGCACGGUGAUCGCCCUCAUCACUGUCUCCGACCGCGACUCGGGCGCCAACGGGCAGGUGAGCUGCGCCCUGACGCCCGACGUGCCCUUCCGGCUGCUGUCGACCUUCAGGAACUACUACUCGCUGGUGCUGGAGAGCGGGCUGGACCGCGAGCUGGUGUCGGGCUACGGCGUGGUGGUGACGGCGCGCGACGCGGGCUCGCCGGCGCUGCGGGCGUCGGCCAGCGUGUGGGUGGAGGUGGCGGACGUGAACGACAACGCGCCCGCGUUCGCGCAGGCCGAGUACACGGUGUUCGUGAGGGAGAACAACGCGCCGGGCUGCCACCUGGUGACGGUGUCGGCGCGCGACGCGGACGCGCGGGAGAACGCGCGCGUGUCGUACUCGCUGGUGGAGCGGCGCGUGGGCGAGCGCUUGCUGUCGAGCUACGUGUCGGUGCACGCGGAGAGCGGGCGCGUGCACGCGCUGCAGCCGCUGGACCGCGAGGAGCUGGAGCUGCUGCGCUUCGAGGUGAGCGCGCGCGACGCGGGCGUGCCGGCGCUGGGCAGCAACGUGACGCUGCAGGUGUUCGUGCUGGACGAGAACGACCACGCGCCGUGGGUGCUGCCGCGGGGCGCGGGCGGGCCAGCGAGCGAGGCGGUGCCGGUGUGGGUGUCGCGGUCGGCGGGCGCGGGCCACGUGGUGGCGAAGGUGCGCGCGGUGGACGCGGACGCCGGCUACAACGCGUGGCUGUCGUAUGAGCUGCAGGCGGCGCCGAAUGCGAAUGCGAAUGCGAAUGGGGCGGUGGCGGCUGCGUCGGGCGGGGCGCGGCUCCCGUUCCGCGUGGGGCUGUACACGGGCGAGAUCAGCACGACGCGCAGCCUGGACGAGGCGGACUUGGCGCGCCAGCGGCUGCUGGUGCUGGUGAAGGACCACGGCGAGCCCGCGCUGACGGCCACGGCCACGGUGCUGCUGUCGCUGGUGGACGGCGGGCAGGCGGCGGCGGCGGCGGCGGCGGCGUCCUCGUCGCGGGCGGGUGCGGCGGCGGCGGCGGGCGGCGCGGCGGCGCUGCUGGACGUGAACGCGUCCCUGAUCGUGGCCAUCUGCGCCGUGAGCAGCCUGCUGGUGCUGACGCUGGUGGUGUGGACGGCGCUGCGGUGCUGGGCGCCGGCCGCGGAGGGCGCGUGCGGGCCGGGGCAGCCGGCGCUGGUGUGCGCGAGCGCGGUGGGGAGCUGGUCGUGCUCGCAGCGGAGGCGGCAGCGGGUGAGCGGCGGCGAGGGCGCGCCCAAGGCCGACCUCAUGGCCUUCAGCCCCGGCCUUCCUCCUGGGCUGGACAGAGAAGAUGGAGGAGAAAGGUCGGAGGAGGCAGGUUCAAAACAUCUGGCACCGGUGAAGAAGAAAAAUUUCCGGCUCCGCACCCAGAUUCCAGCGGUUCAGAGGAGGGGCGACUCCAAACUGACCGGAAAGCUGGAUAAUAUCUAUUAA
Lepus europaeus (European hare) is the source of this 2682-nucleotide messenger RNA. RefSeq names its product protocadherin alpha-11-like. Gene Ontology annotation, cellular component: plasma membrane. NCBI's taxonomy places the organism in Eukaryota, Metazoa, Chordata, Mammalia, Lagomorpha, Leporidae. The record is from RefSeq and is a predicted model, not a curated record. Gene Ontology annotation, molecular function: calcium ion binding. Gene Ontology annotation, biological process: homophilic cell-cell adhesion. The transcript is spliced from 4 exons. The coding region runs from base 1 to 2682 and encodes 893 amino acids.